AUGGGCAGCUCAGGGGGCCAAGGGGGCAGUCGUAGCCCCCAAGCCACUGAUCGCCAGGGUACCUCAGGCAGCACCGAAGGCAAAGAUGGCGGCAGCAGUCUUGAUAACCUGGGUGGCCUGAGGGGUCCUGAGGGCCAAGGUGGUCCUCACAGCCAGGCUAUACCUGGUGGCCAAGGUGGCCCCAGCAUGGAAGGAGCAGUGGAUGAAGUGGCCGUCGCUACUUUCCAGGGCAAGCAGACACCACAAACCCCAGGAACAAGUGGAGAUGCUGCGCCCUCAGCUGUAGGGCCUGAAAGCCGACUGCUGGAGUUCACUCUAACUGUACCUUUUCGAUCCCCUCUGGAGGCAGACAUGGCCCACAGGACCCUGGCCACUUCUGUCCAACCCCUCGAAGGAGUGGUUCAGAAGGAAUUCAGAGUGAACGGCAGUGACCUGGUUGUUAGAUGGAGUGCUGAAGACCCUGAUGUCUUCCGAAUUUCCGUCAACUAUUUCCUUGAGCGGCUUUCCCUGUUGAUCCGGAACAUUCGCCGCAUUUGGCUCCCGGCGUGGCCAAUAAAACGACGAGGAAAGUAGUUUGAGUCCUAACCUUGUUUCUCCUACUAGGCGAGGCAUGGGAAAUGGAUAUUUGGAGCAAUUGCCCCCGUAUUAUUGAGGUCUAAUUUUUCGCCUGUACUG
Messenger RNA from Galeopterus variegatus (Sunda flying lemur), 675 nucleotides. RefSeq names its product EKC/KEOPS complex subunit LAGE3-like. Lineage: Eukaryota; Metazoa; Chordata; Mammalia; Dermoptera; Cynocephalidae. The record is from RefSeq and is a predicted model, not a curated record. Bases 1 to 573 code for a protein of 190 amino acids. Gene Ontology annotation, cellular component: EKC/KEOPS complex. The transcript is spliced from 3 exons.